This is a messenger RNA of Amphibalanus amphitrite, 2027 nucleotides long. RefSeq names its product L-threonine 3-dehydrogenase, mitochondrial-like (gene Tdh). The transcript has 9 exons. NCBI's taxonomy places the organism in Eukaryota, Metazoa, Arthropoda, Thecostraca, Balanomorpha, Balanidae. Bases 460 to 1569 code for a protein of 369 amino acids. The record is from RefSeq and is a predicted model, not a curated record. Gene Ontology annotation, biological process: L-threonine catabolic process. Gene Ontology annotation, molecular function: L-threonine 3-dehydrogenase activity.
CGCAGUCGGGCCGAGUCGCCUCAGUCAGGGGCCGGGUUCCGACGACACUAUCACCCUGUCGACCGGUGCCGUUCGUGUAGGGAGAGGCGUACAGCUGUGUGUCCGCACCUACUGGGAACACCGAGGGAGCAGUGCCGACGACGGACAGACAGACAGACAGACAGACAGACAGACAGACAGACAGACAGACAGACAGACAGACAGACAGACGGACAGACAGACAGACGGUCAGACGGACGGCGUCGCGGACGACGCGAGCCCCUGGUAACGGCGGGGCGGCUCCACGUGGUGACGUAGGCCUGUGGCGGGGCCGUUCGAUACGGUCGCCGGCUCCGACGGACCAGAAGCGCGUCAGGAGCAGGGCAGGCGGUCGCAGGCACGUCAGGAGCGGGCAGACGGUCGCAGGAGCCGUCUGGGAGCACACGGUGCAUCCAGGACACAGGAGAACACAGGAGCACAAUGAGCGUGGCUCUACACUCGUCGCCAUGCGCGCGGCUGUGCGCCCGCGCCCUGUCUGCGCCCGCUCAGCAGAGGAGGACAUUGUCGUCACGGAGAGGAUUCGCAGACAGCCAGCAGCAGCAGGAGCCGCCGCGGAUCCUGAUCACAGGUGGCCUGGGACAGCUGGGUACUGGGCUGGCCAAGCUGAUGAGGGCCCGGUACGGCAGGGACAACGUCAUCCUCUCCGACAUCAUCAAGCCCGAGAGAGAGAUUGUAGAGGCAGGGCCGUACGUGUUCGCCGACAUCCUGGACUUCAAGAACCUGCAGGAGAUAGUGGUGACGUACCGUAUCGACUGGCUGGUGCACUUUUCCGCGCUGCUCAGCGCCGUCGGCGAGGACAACGUGCCGCUGGCCAUCCGAGUCAACAUCGAAGGUCUUCAUAACGUUAUGGAGCUGGCGAAGCAAUACAAGCUGAAGAUAUUUGUACCGAGCACGAUCGGAGCCUUUGGUCCGACGUCCCCUCGCAACCCCACCCCGAACCUCACCAUUCAAAGGCCGGAGACCAUUUACGGCGUCAGCAAGGUGCACGCGGAACUUUUAGGCGAAUAUUACCACAAGAAGUUCGGACUGGACUUCCGCUGUCUGCGAUUCCCGGGAGUGAUAUCCAGUGACACCGCCCCGGGAGGGGGCACCACAGACUACGCCGUCCAGAUUUUCCACGACGCCGUGACCACGGGCAAGUUCAGCUGCUACCUGAGGCCCGACUCGCGUCUGCCCAUGAUGUACAUUGACGAUACGCUACGCGCCCUCUGGGAGAUCAUGGUGGCGCCCGAGUCGCAGCUCCGCUCGCGCACCUACAACGUCACCGCGAUGAGCUUCAGUCCCGAGGAGCUGGUGCGCGCUGUGCGCGAGCACGUGCCCCAGCUGGAGGUCACCUACCGACCCGACUCGCGGCAGCAGAUCGCGGACGCCUGGCCUCAGGUGUUUGACGACUCGUGCGCACGUGAGGACUGGGGCUGGCGCCACCGGUACGACCUUCCCGCCAUGUGCAAACUGAUGAUCAACGACUUGAAGGCAGCUUACGGCACUGACGCAGGAUCGUCUGGCUCGACGGGCGAGUCAAGGACGUGAUCUCGCAACAAUGGUGGCCACAAAUGGACACUUAGACAAAAAGAAAAUAAAGCAGCGUGUAACGACCUUAAAAUGCGCCACCGGGCGAGUGGAUGAUUGUGAUGGUUUGAGUGGCGAGACCUUGCGCAGUUUUAGUCCAUAUAUUAUGACGGCGAUCGAGAGAUGAAACGCCAGCUUGCAGUUAGCAAGACUGGUCUGGAAGGUAAUGGUCGAUGGAUUGGGUGAGAUUUAUUUUCGACGAGGUCUCUGGUGGACGCCGUUGCGGAGAUACACUCCCACCGAUGGUUGGACUCUCGGGUACGUCUCUAGUCUCCGGGAUGUGCGCUGCAGAUCACUGUCUACCCGAGAAACAUGUGAUGGAACCAUCGGAACGUGUCGCUUUUGUCCGGGUGUCGUUUAGGCUAUUUUUGUCUUGCAGCUGUGCUUCUUUUGCCAAUAAAACGACAAAUCUGAAAUCA